Molecule: messenger RNA, 2097 nt
Organism: Vicia villosa (hairy vetch)
Lineage: Eukaryota; Viridiplantae; Streptophyta; Magnoliopsida; Fabales; Fabaceae
Exons: 3
Coding region: 1-2097 (698 amino acids)
Molecular function (GO): zinc ion binding
Source: RefSeq, a predicted model, not a curated record
AUGAUUGUUGUUGGAUGGGUUGAUUUUGGUAGGGCGUUGGCGUUGUUUGAUAUUCUUCAUGGUAAGGGUGUUUGGAGGUUUGACGUUGUUGGGAUGGUUGUUGGUUGUAUUUCUGUUGGCGAGGGUCGUCAUUCAAGGGAUAGCGUUGAAAAAGCAGAGGUCGGCGUUGUAGAUGAAGAAGAAGCACCGAAAAUAGAAGUUGAUAACUUGGUCAACGAGGAAAGUGAAAACGAACCGGACGCUGUUGUGCCACCAGAUCAAGUGCAUAUGCCUCCAGCGCACAUGGGGAACUUGAACUUUGAUGGGGAUGAACCAUCGACUGAUAUUUUUUAUGAUCCAUACACUCAAACAGAUGCACGGUUAAAAGAAGGAGACAUAUUUCGUUCAAAGGAGGAAUGUAUCAUGGCCAUAAAAAGAUUUCAUAUGGAAAACAAUGUUGAUUUUAAAGUUGAUCGUGCCAACGUUGAGAGGAAGAGAAGUGAUUCAUGGGUGAUAGGAUAUAUUUCCCAAGAUCACACGUGUGUUAACACGAAUGUUUCACAAGAUCACCGUAAGCUAAGUUAUGAUAUUAUAUGUCAAGAAAUCUUGCCCCUAGUAGACAAAGAUCCGUCAGUAAAGGUGAAAACGAUAAUUUCUCAUAUUGUUGCAACUUACAAUUACACUCCAUCUUAUAGAAAGGCUUGGCUGGCGAAAGCUAAAGCGAUCGAACUUGUGUAUGGAAAUUGGGAGGAUUCGUACAAACAACUUCCACGUUUCUUAUUCGCACUUCAAAUUUAUGCUCUUGGAACCGAUACUAUUUUAGAGACCCUUCCAACGCAAUCUCCAGAUGGAACGUGCCUUCAAGGAAAUGUGAUAUUCCACAGGCUUUUCUGGGCUUUCCGCUCAUCUGUUCAAGGAUUUGUGUAUUGCAAACCAAUUCUUCAAAUUGAUGGCACUUGGUUGUACGGAAAAUAUAAGGGGACCUUGUUGAUGGCUGUGGCACAAGACGGAAAUAGUAACAUUUUUCCUGUUACGUUUGCUCUUGUAGAAGGAGAAACUGCUGGAGGUUGGGGUUUCUUUCUUAGAAAUCUUCGGACACACGUUUCCCCCCAACCUGAACUCUGUUUGAUUUCAGACAGACAUGCUUCCAUCGAGACUGCGUACAACAAUCCAACAAACGGGUGGCAAAACUCACCUUCAACGCAUGUUUACUGUAUUCGACAUAUCGCACAAAAUUUCAUGCGAGAGAUAAAGGACAAGGCUCUUCGGAAGACUCUUGUCAAUGCCGGAUAUGCAUUGACUCAACCGAAGUUCCAAUAUUAUCGACAUGAAAUUGUAUCGGCAAAUCCAGAUGCAGGCAGAUGGAUAAAUAAUCUAGCUAGAGAGAAAUGGACCAUAUCAUACGACAACGGGCAACGAUGGGGGCACAUGACUACAAAUCUCGUGGAGUCUAUGAACGAAGUGUUUAAGGGCAUCAGACACCUUCCGAUUAUUGCCUUGGUGCAAGCAACAUACUAUAGGAUGGCUUCUCUUUUCGCACGAAGAGGUGAGCGUUGGAGUGCAGUUUUAGAAUCCGGACAAGUAUUCAGCGAAACCUGCGUCAAAUUCAUGAAAGAGAAAUCUGCCAAAGCCAACAGCCACAUUGUUACAUCUUUCGACCAAUUCAACCGGACCUUUAGUGUCAAAGAAACAAUUGACCAUAACGAGGGCCUUCCGAGACAACAAUACCGGGUUCUUACAAAGGAAGGGUGGUGCGACUGCGGAAAUUUUCAAGCCUUUCGCAUGCCAUGCUCUCAUGUAAUAGCAGCAUGUUCGUAUGCGCACCAAGAUCAGUUAGCACUUUUAUCUCCCAUUUACAAGGCGGAUACCUUGCUCGUAGUGUACAACAAUGCAUUUCAAGUGAUAGCAAAUGAGGAUUAUUGGCCUGCGUAUGAAGGGGACGUGGUUUGGCAUAGUGAUAACAUGCGGAGAAAGAAAAAAGGUCGACCAAACAGCGCACGGAUCAAAACCGAAAUGGAUGAUCAUGAGAAAAUGGUACGAAAGUGUGGCACAUGUCGUGAAGUCGGACACAAUAAAAAUACCUGUCCUAAUCGUGGAGCAACCUCCACCAAUAAUUAG